AUCACAUUCAGGAAUCAGAUGCAACAAUACUCUCUUACAUAAGCCUGGAUUCAUAAACAGCUCACAGGCCCAAAAAAAAUUCUUCGGGGAAGGCUCACUGUCAGGAUUCAGGUCCAGAGAGAAGGUUGAACUACUUGAGGGUCUCAUCUCAGGGAGGAGAAUGAUAAAACAGGUGGUGAUUGGGAUUGUGUGCGGUGCUGUCAUGCUCGCCGUAGGUAUCCUUAUUGGCCACUUUGGUACUGGCAAGCGUGGCACCGCUGCGCCAUCGUGGGUGAAAGAUGUGGCGCGGGAUGUGGAUGAGAGCCUCGUUGAGAAGUUCUUGUCUGAGGUGGACAACACCCAGAUUGAGAACAACCUGAGGGAGCUGACAAAAGUGCCCCAUAUGGCCACCACGUCUGGAGAUGAGGAGACAGUGAAGUUAAUGCUUAAGAGAUGGCAGGACCCUGAAAGCGGUCUGGACAAGGCCUGGAGAGAGGAGUACUGGGUCUACCUGUCCUUCCCAGACCCAGAGAAGCCUAAUAAGGUCACUGUAGUGAGCCCAUCCGAUACGGUGCUGCACACUGUGAGAGAAAAAGAGAAGCCUUACACUCCGGACCAAGUGGAUCCUGAGGUGGUUCAGCCAUACGCGGCGUACUCCCCAGCAGGACACGCGAAGGGGAAAUUAGUUUAUGCCAAUCAGGGGAAGCCAAGCGACUACAGCGAACUGAACCGCACUAUGGAUCUCAGUGGAACCAUUGCCAUCACCAAAUACGGUGGAGUAGGAAGAGCAGAUAAAGCCAUCAAUGGAGCACCGUAUGGUGUCGCUGGUGUGCUUGUGUACACAGAUCCUUUGGACAUGAAUGAUGGUCUCAUGUCAGACAUCAAUGAGACAUAUCCUUACUCCUGGUACUUGCCGCCUUCUGGUGUGGAAAGAGGUUCCUUCAAAAGUCAGUUUGGAGACAUGCUCACACCUUACCUGGCUGCCAAAGAGGAAACCUACAGAAUCCCACCCUCAGAUAUUAAAGGCCUCCCUCCUAUUCCAAUUCAACCAAUCGGAUAUGAGGACGCCUACAAAUUAAUCUGUGAGUUGGAUGGAGAUCCUGCUCCACCUUCAUGGCAGGGAGGAUUCAACUGUACCUACAAUUAUGGCGGUCCAGGGUUCAAAAGUACAUCCAGUUUCAAUAACAGUGAGGUGGAACUGGACAUCUACAACCGUGAAGAGGUGAAACCCUCCUCUAAUGUCAUGGGUUUUAUCAGAGGAAGUGUGGAGCCAGACAGGUAUGUGAUAUAUGGCAACCACAGGGACAGCUGGGUUCAUGGUGCCAUAGACCCAAGCAGCGGCACGUCAGUCAUGCUGGAAAUUACCAGGGUGCUGGGCAAGAUGGUCAAGCAGGGCACUUGGAGGCCUCGUAGGUCCAUUAUUUUUGGAAGCUGGGGAGCUGAGGAGUUUGGCCUUAUUGGAUCUACAGAAUACACAGAGCAAUACUUUACAGCACUCAGUGAACGCAGUGUCGCUUACAUAAAUGUGGACAUCGCUGUCUUUGCCAAUGCCACUCUUGGGGCUUCAGGGAUGCCAUCAGUGCAGAAUAUCAUCUUCAAAGCUGCAAAACAGGUCAAUGCGCCUGGCCGGGAUGUGUCUGUGUAUGAAAACUGGUUACAUUAUACAAACAAAACCAGCCCAACCCAUGGAUUAAUUCCCAGGAUGGGAUAUCUGACAGGAGCAGGGAGUGAUUAUGCUCCCUUCAGCCAUUACCUGGGAAUCACGUCCAUGGACAUUUCAUACACAUAUGACAAGAGUAAAACAAAUGCUCGGAUUUACCCUGCAUACCACACAGCAUAUGAUACUUUUGACUACGCCUCAAAGUACAUCGAUCCCGGCUUUGUCAGUCAUCAAGCUGUUGCCAGGACAGCAGGAAAUGUCCUGAUCCGAUUGGCUGACAGCCUGGUGUUGCCAUUAAACUGCACUGACUACGCUGACAGCCUGGAGGAAUACCUCAAAACUGCCGUGAACCUAUACGAGGAGAAACUUAAAGCUGUGAACAUCUCAAUGGAACCCCUAAAACAUGCAGUGACCAGUUUUCGUGCUGCCGUUUUGGCUUUGGAGAAGGUGAUUCAAAGUUCAGACCUGGCAAAUGAAAUGCCGCUUAAAGUGAGAUGGAUCAAUGACCAACUCAUGCUGCUGGACCGAGCUUUCUUGGACCCUCUGGCUUUCCCAGAUAAAUAUGCAUACAGGCAUGUUAUCUGGGCCUCGAGUAGUGCUGGCAAAUCAACCUUCCCGGGCCUAGCUGAUGCCUUUGCCAACGCUGAGUCAUCAGAACAGGCCAGUGACUGGGACAAAGUUCACUACCACCUGUCAGUAUUAAGCCAAGCCAUACUGCGUGCCGCCAGCACACUGACUGAUGACAUGCAGAUGUAAGCUGGGAGCAAGGAGCUGCACUACCUCGGGAAUUUAAUCAAAGACAACGAUUUGCAGUCAGCAAGCCAAUAAAAAGAGACUACGUAUGAAUGAUACUACAUAAGGGGAUUUGGAAACCAUGCAACAAAGCUCAUCAGUAAAAAGCAAAUGAUAUCGUCUAUUUUUCUUAAGUGGAUGAAAAUAUUUUCAUGCACAUCGUUAAUAAAGGUAAUUCACAAAAGAUUAACCACACCAGCUGUUCUUAAUAGGGCUUGGUUUUGUUUUUGAUUGUGGGUGUCCUCUGUGGGACACGACUGAACAACAAUAAGUAUAUAAAGAAUUCAAAUUUGUUUUUAAUUUUUCCCAUUCUGGUCAUAAAGGCAAAGAUGGCUUUGAUUUCUUUUAUUUUUAGUAAUGUUCAAUUUAGUGCCAUUUGUAUUUUGUCAGUUUAUAUUUAUUUGUGAACGUCAAGACUACUACUGAUAGAAAUUUAGGUCUUGUCCCUAAGUUUGGACACAUCUAAACAAGUUUUUCAAUGUUUCUAAUAUGAUAGAAUUUAAUUUUAAAGAACAUUUGACAUUUUAUUUGCUUUUGGGAAAGAAUUUUUGGGUCUUAAGCAUAUGGUGACAUUUUUUCCCCCCUCAUACAAAUUUUCAGCAAUGUUUUCACAACAAUAAUAACUGAAUAUAUGUAAUCAGCAUGUGCCAACACUUUAUCAUUUGUAAGAGGUUGUACCCCUGAGCUGCUUGACUGUCUCAUAAUUAGGAAAAGCAGUUAAGCACCAAUAAAUGGAUUUAAAAAAAAAAAAAAAACCCACACAUAAUCCACUGGAGGUAUUGGAUGGUGUGCUGGCGUAUGGA
Messenger RNA from Archocentrus centrarchus (flier cichlid), 3234 nucleotides. RefSeq names its product N-acetylated alpha-linked acidic dipeptidase like 1 (gene naaladl1). The transcript is spliced from 19 exons. The record is from RefSeq and is a predicted model, not a curated record. Lineage: Eukaryota; Metazoa; Chordata; Actinopteri; Cichliformes; Cichlidae. Gene Ontology annotation, molecular function: carboxypeptidase activity. The coding region runs from base 161 to 2395 and encodes 744 amino acids.